AUGGACAGAAAACUUGUUAACACGCGUAAGCACAUGGACGAUCCUCUGACCAUUCUUGAUGGGAUGAAGGAUGAUAUCUGCCAUGGAAAUGAAGACAGCUUUCGGGAAGCCUUUCUUACCCUGGCACGCCUUGGUGUCGACCGCCGUGAACUAGUGGAAGAACACUAUCUCCUACAUAAAGCAGCUGAGAAAGACUCUUUAUCUAUUCUCAACCUCCUUCUCUCUCUCAGGCCAGACGUGAACAGCAGAGACCACGAAGGCAAGACGGCGCUUCAUAGCGCCGCUAACUCGAGAGCUGAAAAUGCACCUAUGAUCGUUGCAGCUCUGGUCCGCGUCGGCGCCGAUGUUAAUUUGAGGGAUGGAAGGCAGAGACCACCCCUCCAUCUGGCCUUGUCUAUUGGAGCAGCACAAAAUGCCAUUACUCUCAUUGACGCCGGUGCGGAAGUCAAUGCAAUAGUCCCGACAUUCGGUGCACCAAUACACCUAGUGCUGAAUUUCUUUCAGGAGUUUCGCACCUCUAAAGAUGCUGGGGAAGUGAUUUUCAAGCUUCUAGCGGCUGGAGCAGACCCCAACGCUAGAGACAACCAUGACAGGACCCCUCUCCACAUGGUACACAAAGGCGAGUUGCAAAUCGUCACUCGUCUCCUUGAAGCUGGAGGAGAUCCCAACGCCAAAGACUGGGAGGGGAAUACCCCCCUUCAUAACGCCGCUAACAACAGGGACAAAAAGUUAGCUGAAUGUUUUUAUAACGCUGGGGCAAAUCCAACCGCCGUUAAUCGUUUCGGAAUGACGCCAGAAACAAUUGCAGCGUCCGGAAGGUGGGAUAGAAUUCAUAGUUUGGUUAAAUCGCCAAGGACCAUGCCCAAGCCGAGACCCUUGUUUGUCUAUCAACCCGCUCGACCUUUUGAACCGCAUGCGGAACGUAGGGAAGUUUGCAAAAAACUCCGAAGCUCAAUCUGGUAUCUUGGGAUGCAGACAACCUCCAAUGAAACAUCCAAAGAAUCCGUGCAUGACGAUCCUCAUGAAUCGCAUCUCGAUUCCUAUCAGCUAGCAGAGGGGGCUAUGGAAGAUCUGACACCAUGGCAAGUGACGCGCCCGCUGACCAGGACAUACUUGCCUACAGUUUAUGAUAUGUUAUACGGCGAUGCCCUUGGGAAAGCGUCCCUGGAUAUGUCUAGUGGUGGUUUCAGGUGGUUUCACCUGCCAUACACGAUCAGGCUGUGGGUAGAUCACUUAAUCGACGCUAUUCGUAAAUCCGAUUCACAGAUGAACCCAAGCGGCACGAGUAUGUCUGACAGCGCCGAUAUAAAGCGGUUUAUCCUCGAAACUUUCAACGAGACCGGGCUGGUCGCACGCCAUAGGCAGCCUGGAUUCGUGUUCGAAAAUUGUAGCCGAGAAAAACAGAAACUCCGCCGAGCCUCAUCAGUUGUCAGUGAGCUCAUCGACCCCGCAGAGAACCAGAUAGGCCAAAGAGCUUCUUUAGUUCUCCCCUUGGUUGAUGUGGACUAUAGCGUUGAUGAGAAGAAACGCUUGGAAGAUGAGGAGGUUGGAGGCCCCAAAGAUGGUUGUGAUAAUCACCGAAAACAUAUCCACGCAAUGAAAGACUUGGGGAGCAGCUACAAAGACUGCAAGCCACACUUCCCCCGUACACUGGACGAGUCAAACUAUGACUUCCUGGAGCCUGAUGAUUUGAAAAGCCGAGACCAAAACCAAGUUCUCACAGCGUUUCUGAUCGGCCGGAAGGCCAUUGCGGAAUCGGGUGCAUCAACAUCGGGACUAAAGCCAUGCAACAUCAGACAGGGUUCGACGCCCUCAGAAAUCGUGAUACCCGAAGGCAAUGAAGGCGUGGUGGAAGGUUCGCGAUGCCAACUGAUGCAAAACUCAGAACCAGGAAUGCCUUCAGCCAGGACUGACUUGGAGGAUGAUCCGAUCCGCCUACAAAUGCUGAUGGUUUCCCAGCUCUGGCUUUGGAAAAUUGACCACUGUACAAUCAUUUCAGCAUUCCCAGAAAGAUGGGAUUCACGGUACGGCCAGUCCAUGUUUGAUAAAGUCCGAAGCGAAAUUCAGUCCGCUGCAACGGUAGACGAUCUUAUUUUCAAGAUAGCGUGUAGUUGCAUUAAGUACAUUGAAGACUCAUGGUAUGUGUCCGAAGGCAAGGGUUACACAACCUUCGACGCAUUUGAUCAUGCGAUUGCAGAUGUGUCCAACGAAGUCAGCAAAUGCUACGAGAGAUUUGAGAAGUCCGUGCGCUCAUCAAACAAGCACAUCCAGCUUGAAGUUCAGAAAGGCGCCGGCCUACUAAAGAAAAUCAGCGACGUUAUGGAUGAGAUCGGCAUCAUCAAGAGAGCGUUAAACGACCAGGCGGCUGCGAUGAACAGUAUCCAACAAUGGAGACCCAGGGUGAAUGUAUCGGAUAACUACGUCCACUAUCCACUGGAACGAUUUACAAGGCUGGAACAGAACGCGCGCAGCGUUCGAGACUCGCUAAUUACCCUUCUUGACAUCUGGCAGAGGGAAUCUAUGAUCGACGAGGCGCAAGAGGAAUCGAGGCAGUCUCGCGUUAUAUUCGUCUUCACGACUAUCACAGUCUGUUUUCUUCCCUUGUCUUUUAUUGGACAGCUACUAGCUCUUCCCAUUCGAGGCUUCGAAAAUGGCGACAAAUAUAAUCCCGGCUGGGUCUUCGAGGUUGAAGUGAUUACCAUGGUGACCACCCUUAUUCUCCUAAUCCCCCUCUUCUGGAUGUGCUUUGGACUACCAGAAAUCGUCAAGAAGAUAUGGAAAUGUUUUUCACCCUCCACCUCGCGUUCAGAAUCUUCUGAGAAUAAGGCGUCAGGCCCUAACGAUAGGGGAAACAAUCGCGAGUCUCAACAGAGUCGUGUCGCGCUUUCUUCCUUGCUACGCUCACGCCUCUGUGAUAGACGGCAAAGCGAGACCCAACGGGACCCCGAAAACGGCCCAGGCAGAGUUGGACGUGAGAGGUCUUCGAUAAGAUAG
Molecule: messenger RNA, 2994 nt
Organism: Aspergillus vadensis CBS 113365
Lineage: Eukaryota; Fungi; Ascomycota; Eurotiomycetes; Eurotiales; Aspergillaceae
Exons: 10
Coding region: 1-2994 (997 amino acids)
Biological process (GO): transmembrane transport; metal ion transport
Cellular component (GO): membrane
Molecular function (GO): metal ion transmembrane transporter activity; protein binding
Source: RefSeq, a predicted model, not a curated record